Molecule: messenger RNA, 663 nt
Organism: Rangifer tarandus platyrhynchus (Svalbard reindeer)
Lineage: Eukaryota; Metazoa; Chordata; Mammalia; Artiodactyla; Cervidae
Source: the annotation of a GenBank genome assembly
AUGAAAAAUAAAUACAGUUAUUUAAAUUCAAAAUACCAAACAAGUGACACAUAUAGUGUAUUUUUUAAAAGUAAACUCAACAUCCGAGAAAGUACAGAAGUGGCUAUCCAUCCUGGGACACGGGGAGCCACCGUGCCCCUACCUUGGUAUGAAUCUAAGGGCAGAGGCGGCACCAGCCCAUCUCAAAGGUUGGCCCUCCUCCUACCAUCCACCCCCAAGGGACUCCUGCAGGGCUUACCAGUGCCGCCUCAUUCUUUCACAUUCCUCAUACACCCCAGGGGAGCCACGCCGCCCUCCUCACCUCCGGGCUCUAGAAGCAGCACUGAAGGCUUUCACAGCACCUCAGCAAGUCCUCUGACAUUCACUCUUCAUGAUCUUUCACAAAAAAGUAGACUGGUUAACAUUAACAAAUGCAGUAAGACAGCAAGACGGCACUGUCCCUUCACACAGGGCCUUAGCCCCCCGGCCCCUCUGCACAGAAGAAGCAGUGUUUUCAUUAAAGUCCCCCAGAGUCCUAAGUGCUGCACUGACCUGAGUCGCCAGUUUAAAGUAGAAUGGGUGAAAACACUGUUUCCAUCAAAUGAAAGCCUCAGGGAAGGGGCUGAGGUGGAGUGUGAGAAGUGCAAAGGGUUCAGUCAAGACCUUCUAGAUACUCAUCUUUAA